Molecule: messenger RNA, 3750 nt
Organism: Candoia aspera
Lineage: Eukaryota; Metazoa; Chordata; Lepidosauria; Squamata; Candoiidae
Gene: ENDOV
Product: endonuclease V
Exons: 10
Coding region: 118-969 (283 amino acids)
Biological process (GO): DNA repair
Cellular component (GO): nucleolus; cytoplasm
Molecular function (GO): RNA endonuclease activity producing 5'-phosphomonoesters, hydrolytic mechanism; single-stranded RNA binding
Source: RefSeq, a predicted model, not a curated record
GUGCAAAGGGGGAGCCGAAGGGAGGGAGCGCUGUGCGCCGCGCUCGGCCAGCGGAACUGCCGCUCUUGCCCUGCGGGAGGAAGUCCCAGGCAGUAGGAAACUCAGGGCGCCGCUGCAAUGGCGGACAGGAUGGGAACAACGGAGGAAGAAAGGGAGAAUUUGCGGCGCUGGGAGCGUCAGCAAAUCCAGAUGAAAGAAGAUGUGAUUGAACAAGACACAGAGGAAUGGCAGAGCAACUUCUCCUUUACUGGACUGAGAAGAGUUGGAGGAAUGGAUUUGUCUUAUCUCAAAGAUGCCACACGUGCCUGUGCUUCAUUGGUGGUGCUCAGCUACCCAGACCUUGAGGUCCUCUACAAUGACUGCUCUGUGGUGGCUGUGAAUGCCCCCUAUGUGGCAGGAUUCCUGGCUUUCCGAGAAGUCCCUUUUCUACUGGAGGCUGUGCAGCGGCUGGAGACACAAGAGCCUAGCCUCAUGCCCCAGGUGCUUCUUGUCGAUGGAAAUGGCAUCCUGCACCACAGAGGUUUUGGCAUCGCCUGCCAUCUUGGUGUGCUCACCAGUCUUCCCUGUGUUGGUGUAGCCAAAAAUCUCUUGCAGGUUGACGGUUUGGCCAAUGAUGAGCUUCACAAGAAACAAAUCCGAGAUCUUCAGGCUGGAGGAGAUGCGUUCUCACUCUCAAAUACCUCUGGGAAAAUCUUGGGUAUGGCCUUGCGCAGCUGUGCCAAGAGUACCAAACCUGUGUAUAUUUCAGUAGGCCACAAGAUAAGCCUUCUAUCAGCUGUGCGCCUGGUCCGCUCUUGUUGCAAGUAUCGGAUUCCUGAGCCUAUCCGGCAGGCAGAUAUAAGAUCCAGAGAAUACAUCCGGAAACAUUUGGAGGUCAACUUUGCAGUACCCCCUCCUCAGCCAGAGAGAGGCCGAGGUCUAAAAAGUGCCAGAUUGGGGGAAGCUGACAAAGAUGAAGGCAAGUCCUGAGUUUGCUCAAACCCCUUACUCGCUCUGACCGCUGGCAUGAUCAACCUCUGCCGCCUCCUCCCAUCAUGAUUGACGGGCAACAACACUUUGAAGUAAAAGAAAUUCUUGACUCUCGCCGGCUUCGCAACACACUGCAGUACCUGGUUCGCUGGAAACAUUUCCCCCACCCGGAAUGGGCGGCCACUCACGAUGUGACUUCCCCUAUUCUUGUUCGUCAUUUCCAUAAUGCUUACCCCUCCAAACUGGGUCCAUAAAUUUAUUUUUGGGGGGGGGGAGCAGUAUGUCAUGUUCACCGUUUCAAUGUGCUUGGUACAUCGUAACAUUUCGCAUGUCAUUUGCCUGAUACGGGUUUGGUCUCGGGAGAGAGGAAGAUUCCUGGUCAGGGAGUUAUCUGUUGGCCGUUGGGUUGGAAUGUGUGGGUUAUCUCAUGUGUUCAAGGUUGCUUUCCCAGGAUGUGUGGAAAACGGUUACCAGCACCUGGGAGGGGGGUGGUUGCUAUGGCUGGUAGGGGGGAGGGAUUACGUUUGGAGCCGAGGGUUUUUAGUUUGUAUUUGGCGCGCUUUUAGUCAUUCUCAGCUUUCUCUGUAACUGUCAUAAUUUCCCUAAUAAAUCAGAUUUCAUUUAAGUAACCUCUUGUGAGUCUGAGUGUUUGGGAUAGGCAACCAUUACACCUUCCUAUCUGUCCCAAGCAAGUGCUACCCGGAGAUCAAAGACAAUCAAAACAGCUCUUUUAAGGGUACUUUCAUCCAGGGAUUUGCCACUUGCCUUAGUAGUAAUCUAAGGCAGUGAUGGUGGUAGACAGGGUUCCCCUGUCAGUAAUAGCUGACAGAUUACUUCCUGCAGGGCAGAGAAUCUUGGGCUAAUUCCUCAGGAAGGAUUUUCUCCUGCCAUCUGCUCCAUUCCAUAUCCUGAAGUUUCCAUUCAGUGCAGUGAAAAUCCUGAAACCUAGGACAGCCUCCCCCAACUUGGUCCCUUCCAGAUGUGCUGGCUGGGAAUUCUGGGAGUUGUAGGCCAACACAUCUGGAAGGGACCAAAUCAUUAUGUGUGAGCUUGAUGGUCAUAGGCUUGGACUGAUCCCUUUCAGCAAAAAAUACAUUUCCUAACAUUACAUUAGAUCUUGACUGGAGACACUGAACACCGACUAUGGUACCUGGUUUGUAAUGAUUGUGAAAUGCUGUUUUGUAUUUAUUUCAUAUUUGUAUACUGCACACUCCUAGUAAAGCCAGCUUGUGGCAGUGCAUGUGCAUCUAUGAGGAUGGGGAGUAUUUACUGGUUUUAAUAAUUUGAAUAGUGUGAAUUAUUCACAACAAUUUGUUCAAUUUGCCUGCCAUGAAACAGAUGCUGGUUAAACCUAUUAUGGAGAUAGAAAAGAGGUGGGUUAUCCCUGAAAUCACAGGUCCCUAAAUACUCAGUAUUCCUUUUUCCCAUUCUAGCCAAAAGGAUGUCUGAAGAGGCACAGGUUGUUCUGCUGCCUUACUGUCCAUCCCUGUGUUGUGCCCCUCGGCCUGGAACGGUCCCAAGAUUUUGGAAAGACUGCUGAUGCAGUGGUAGAGCCGGGCAGCUGCUAGCUCUCAAAUCUGUGCCAUCACAGCCCACUUCUUGUCUUUCCCAAGAGCAGGUACUCACAAGUGCCAAAAAUAAGUAGCUUGUUUCUAGGUUACACACUCCAAGUGUUCUGAUUUCAGAGAUGGAUUAAGUUGUUUCAGGGCUUCUGUUCUUUAGUGCCAUCUUACUGUUUUGCACCAUCAACUGUGCAACAGCUUCACAAUAGAGAGGAGUGUGUAUAGAUUAGCACAACUUUGUUCAGGCCAGUGAUAAUGCUAGUGAAGGAGUUAAACCUGUUUACUGAGAAGGAAAUCCUCCUGAGUUCAGUGGCACUUAUUAGAAAGUCAGCUGGCUGCAGGCUGCAGCUUCUCUUCCCCUAGGUAUUAUAGCGUCCACCUAGAAGUGCAGAAACCUGCUGUAGAAACACUUUCUGUCGAUAAACAAUCUCCAAAAACUGCCUUCCUGGAGAUACUGAAAACAUUGCUCAAAUAAGCUAAUUAAUUAGUUACCAGCGAGUCUGUUAAUGAGCUUUUCAAAAUUCCCUGCAUUUGUUGGCAGCCUUAAGAAUUUUUAUUCUCCUACCCCUCUCCAGGAUAAAUGAAGACACAGACUCUGAACAUCAAUGGGGCAUCAAGAAUGUGGUUCAGGACCUCUUUCUAUAAAUCAUGGCCCAGAUGUGUAGCUUGUGUGCUGCUCCUGGUGAUGACCCUUUCCUGACGUGCAGUGAUAGUACACAAGAAAGCAUUGGUGGGAGCCAGUUGAAGGAUGGGCCCCUCGGUGUACAGACCUUCAGUCCUCGCUCAAGGCUGUUUCCCUCACUGUGUGACAGGAAACUGGUCUUUGUUUCUUGGUAUAAAUGGAAGACCAGCUGAGAAGUGAUCUGAUUUGUGUGGAAAUAAACCCCACCCCAAACAUGUGCACACCACUUGGACUGGAGGCCAUCGGGCGGGAGGAAUUGUUCCCCCCACCAGAAUCCAGUCUUUUUUCCGAAGCUGCUGUUUGCCCUUCAGAGCAAGCCCUAAUUGACACCUAGGGAGGUUUUGCUUAGGGGCAGAUGCCUGGAAUGCAAGUAGCCAGAUCUUUUUCCUGAGACCAAUGAGAGGAAAGAGAGAUGAGGUUUUUUCUCUUCUACACAUUAUACUGUCAUGCUCAGCUUUUAUUUGGGCUUCAGCUGGCAGCUGUAUCAAACAAGCUCUCCAAAGCACCUAUCUGUAUGAUGCAAGUGUGUGUGUGCUU